Messenger RNA from Drosophila arizonae, 1846 nucleotides. Its product is annotated as CLIP domain-containing serine protease B8. The record is from RefSeq and is a predicted model, not a curated record. NCBI's taxonomy places the organism in Eukaryota, Metazoa, Arthropoda, Insecta, Diptera, Drosophilidae. Gene Ontology annotation, biological process: proteolysis. Gene Ontology annotation, molecular function: serine-type endopeptidase activity.
CAUCGGUUUUAGUUUCGGUUUCGGUUGACGCUGUCGCCGCUGCGCGCAGCAUUCAAAUUGGAUUUUAAUACACGGCCGAGCGUUCACGCGAGCGGAUUCACUUUUCGUAUGCGUUUUCAUACGCCGCUCAGCAAUCCACAGUCCACAAUCAACAGUCAACAAUCAACAAUCAACAAUUCGAUAUUCGCGACAUUUGCUUUUGAGUAUUGCACGCGUUCGCGAUUGCGUAUACGUCGCGUUGUUCCCCGCCUGUUCGCCUCUCUGUUUGUCGACGUUGGCGUCGCUCUCGUUAAAGCAUCGCAUUGUUUGGACCUGGACUCGGCCAAUCGCUGAUGUACCCUCACCCAAGCAGCGGCGCAUUGUGGGUGGCCAGCACAUUGCUCGCCCUUGCCCUGCGCAUCACAGCCAGCAGCGCUGAGUCUCAGUCUCAGCCGCCUCAGCCGGCGCAGCUGGCUUGCGAUAUACCCAACGAAACAAAGCGUGGCGUUUGUGUACAGGUGAGCCAGUGCGCCGCCUAUUUACAGGUGCGCAAUGUGACGAAUUUGAGCUCGGAGCGCGUCAACUUUCUGAAGAAGGUGCAAUGCGAAAUGGAGACAACAGUGAAUGCAACGGCAAUAGCAACGGUAAAUGCAACGGACACAGCAAAUAUAACAGCAACUGCUGCUGCUCUUACGAUAGAGGAUGCUUCGUAUAAUCCACUCGUAUGUUGCCCAGCCAAUGGCCAGGACUAUCUCUAUCCGGUUAUACAAUUCACCAAGUUUGAGUAUCGUCGCUUUCUGGAUGUAACCGCGCGCUUCAAGCGGAAGAAGUUGAAGAGACGCAUUCAAACCGUGGAGCCCAGCACGGGCUUCAAUCUGCUCAACGAGUGUGGCAAGCAGGUUACGAAUCGCAUCUAUGGUGGGGAAAUUGCUGAACUGGACGAAUAUCCAUGGCUGGCAUUGCUGGUCUAUCAUUCAAAUGACUACGGUUGUAGUGGAGCUCUGAUUGACGAUCGACAUGUUCUGACAGCUGCGCAUUGCGUUCAGGGCGAGGGUGUGCGGGAACGUCGCGGCUUGAAACACGUGCGUUUGGGGGAGUUCAAUGUCAAGACGGAGCCGGAUUGCAUUGAGGAGCCCAAUUACUUGAGCUGUGCGGAUGCGGCACUGGAUAUUGGCUAUGAGCACAUUCAUGUGCAUCCGGAGUACAAGGAGUACUCGAGUCACAAGUACAAUGACAUUGCCAUAAUCCGACUGAAGCAUCCGGUUAGCUUCACGCACUUCAUCAUGCCCAUCUGUCUGCCCAACAAGACUGUUCAGACACCACUGACCGAGGGGCAAAUGUUCUCCGUCUCCGGCUGGGGACGCACCGAUCUCUUCAACAAGUAUUUCAUUAAUACGCACAGCCCGAUCAAACUGAAGCUGCGCAUACCCUAUGUGUCCAGCGAAAACUGCAGCAAGAUGCUGGAUCUCUAUGGUGUGCGACUGGGUCCUAAGCAACUCUGCGCCGGCGGCGAGAAGGCAAAAGACACCUGUGCCGGUGACAGCGGAGGUCCGCUCAUGUUCUUCGAUCGCCAACACUCGCGCUGGGUGGCUUACGGCAUUGUAAGCUACGGAUUCACGCAAUGCGGCUCCGGACCGGGCGUCUAUACAUCUGUCCUAAGCUAUAUUAACUGGAUUGAGAGCAUAAUCAAGAAAUAGAGAGGGAGUGGAAGAGGGAGCAUAGAGGGGAGGAGGGAGCUUCUCUCUGAGGUGGUAUUGUGAGAGGGGGAGGGAUAGAUAGAAUGUUUUAUUGACGUCAAAUUCUGUUUAAAGCCAAUUUCAAUAGAGCAAAAAUUGAAAUCUGAACCUCAUUAAGCUAUAAGAGGGAG